Lycium barbarum (goji berry) is the source of this 7804-nucleotide messenger RNA. RefSeq lists its product as uncharacterized. Bases 6425 to 7360 code for a protein of 311 amino acids. The transcript is spliced from 2 exons. The record is from RefSeq and is a predicted model, not a curated record. NCBI's taxonomy places the organism in Eukaryota, Viridiplantae, Streptophyta, Magnoliopsida, Solanales, Solanaceae.
CACAAGAAAAAUAAAAUAAAAUAAUAAAGCUGAGACUUAUAAGCCAAUCCGGGCUCUUCCCCAAAUUGUUUUCAUCCCAAAUUUGAUGAGAAUACCUAUGGCUUCACCGAUCGCAGGCGAGAUCAAUUCUACCACCGGCGAAGCGAUCACAGACAAGGAAGACCUUCCAGAGGAAAUUCUCCUUCGAUUACCCACAAAAUCUCUUCUCCAAUUCCGCUGCGUUUCGAAACAUUGGUGUUUUGUAAUCUCCACUCCCAAAUUUCGCCGCCACUUCCGCCGCUGUUGUUCCGUACAUUCUCCUUCAAACAACUCAUGGACCACCUCGUAUACUUACCCAAUUCCAAUAAUUCCAACAAAUACUCUAGAACCAUCCCUUCUUCCAUUCGUAGGGUUAACUAUCCUUUUGGGUUUUCAGCACGUUCAUUCUUGUAAUGGGUUGUGUUUAGGGUUUUUAUCGGAUCCUUCUAUUACCUGUGGACAUAACCUUUAUGUGUAUAACCCAUGUACACGUUAUUGUACUUCUCUUUCUCUGCCUCGUGAAGUUAGUCACUCUGCUAUCAAAGCUAUAAAUUUAGCAUUUGAUCCUUUAAGGUCGGAUUUUAUAGCAUUGUUUGCCUGUAUAAGUGUUUUUUAGAAAAUCGUAACGACCCUGUUGGGGAUUGUGUGUAUAAAAUCUUGAUUUAUGCAUCAGAAAGUGGUACAUGGAAGUAUACAAGAAAAGGUUCAAGGAUAAUUUUGAUUACUUCUUGAAAAGAGGUGUAUUUUCGCAGGGUUGUCUUCAUUGGGUUUGCAAGAACAACUCUUUUCUAGCGUUCGAUGUUGAGAAUGAGAGGUUUAGGGACAUGCCUAGUACUAGGGUUCCUGAAAGUGGGAGAAAGAUUCGUUAUUUUGGCGAUUUGGGCGGUCGUCUCCAUGUUAUUCGGGAAUAUGGUGGAACUCCAUUGGUGGAUGUAAUGGAGUUGAAGAUAGAUUAUUCCGAGUGGUCGUUGAAGUAUCGCGUUGAUAUUGUCGGUCUUGGUAGGAGAAUUGGAGGAAAUGCUGGUCGUAUUGAGAUUGAUAUUCUUUGUUUGGUUGAAGCAACUGGAGAAGGGAAGAUUAUGCUUAUAGUGUCAGGUCAAGGCAGAAUUUUCGCCUACGAUAUCAUUGGCAGGACCUUUGAGGAGAAGAUGAAAGUCGCGGAAAUGCGAAUGCUGCGAUGGAUGUGUGGGCACACUAGGAGGGAUAAAAUUAGGAAUGAAGAUAUCCGAGACAAGGUGGGAGUGGCAUCGGUGGACGACAAGAUGCGGGAAGCGAGGCUGAGAUGGUUUGGGCAUGUGAAGAGGAGAGACACAAAUGCUCUAGUGCGGAGGUAUGAGAGGUUGGCUAUGGACGGUUUCAGGAGAGGUAAAGGGAGGCCGAAGAAGCAUUGGGGAGAGGUGAUUAGACAGGAUAUGACACAGUUUCAGCUCACCGAGGACAUGACCUUAGAUAGGAGGUUGUGGAGGACUCAGAGUAGGAUAGAAAGCUAAGUGGCUUAUCCUUUCACCAUAGUAGUUGUAGUUUUGCUCAUUUGUUUAUUGCCAUUUGAUUUCUGUAUUUGAUUGCUGCUUAUAUUUGUUGGGCCGUUGUACGUUGAUUAUCUUAUUUAUCUAUAGUAGUUAAUGCUCCUUUCUUUCCGGACUGUUCUAUCAUGACUUUCUCGCUUUUGUUAUUGCUUGUUUUCAUAUUGUUUUCGAUAUGCUUGGCCCUAUCUGACCUUUUGUCUUGUUUUCCUCUCUUGAGCUGAGGGUCUUUCGGAAACAACCGCCCUACCUUUCAAGGUGGGGGUUAGGUCUGCGUACACUCUACCCUUCCCAGACCCCACAUGGUGGGAUUAUACUGGGCUUGUUGUUGUUGUUGUUGUAGUGUUAGAGCCAAAAUCUUCUUUAAGGAGAUUCAAAAUAGAAAUAAGUAAACAUAGGAAAAAAAUAAGGGGAUUAACCAUCUACUCUCUAUAUAUAUAUAUAUAUAUAUAUUAAAAAGAUAAUUUGACCUUGUAGCAGUGUUAUCAAAGGCGCGCUUUAAGAGCGCUUAAGUCCUGAAGCGAGACUCAAAACAUGUUCAGCGCUUCACCUCGUUUUAUGUGCGCUUCAGUGUCGUCAUCAAGACUCUAAGACAUACUUUUCCUUGCUAAUGAGCCUUUUCCUUGCCAAUGAGCCUCUCUUGAGGAGGUGACAAUAGAUGAUUGAUAUUUCACUUUAUCGUAAUAUUUUUACAAUUUCUUUUGUCCAUAUAUUUGUUAUUCAUGCUUAUUAUUAUUAAUCUUGGACUAAACAUAUAUAUAUUUGUAUUUUUCCACCAUUGCGCUUUUUUUAAUUAAAGGCCACGCUUUAUUUGCGCUUUGCACUUAAAGCCCCAGCUGAACUUAGAGCUUUUUUGCACUUUUCGCUUUUGAUAACACUGCCUUGUAGAUACAACGUGAUUUUUUGAAGAACGCAUGUGGUACUCUAGUUCCAUCUAUGCCUAUAGUAUUAUUAUUGUUUCGAGAAGUGGUUCGAUGUGUCUUUUACACUGAUUAAAGAAUGUUGUUUGAAGAUUUCAGGAUAUGUAGCUUUUUUAAUCUCAUCACAACUUGAACAACCAUUCUAAAUAUUUUGAAAAUGGAACUUGUAGUAACCUUUUAGCAAUUUUUUUUUUUAUAAAUGUACAACUUCUACACAUGCUACUUUCAUUCGACAACAUAUGCUUAAUAUAUACGCAGCUAUAAAAAGGAGCUUACAUGUUAAAGUCAAAACAAAAUUUUUAGACGUGAAGUAUUUGCAAUCAUAGCCAAUAUUGCAUUCAUUUGUAACUGUGUUUUUGAAAUACAAAAAUAUGAGAAAAUUAUCAAGCUGAGUAUUUGAUAUAUUAGUAGAACUGCAAAAUUGAAGUUGUUUGAAUAUUAUUUUAUUGCAUUGAAUUUUAUUAUCAAAAUAAUGAUAGCAAUAUAUAAAACAACUCAUAAUAUUUAAUGAAAAAUAAAUUUUAACCAAGUGAGAAAUGGUGAUACCAAUUUAGUUGACUAUGCACAAUACCAAGCUAAAAUGGUGAUCGAAGUAGAUAUUUAAAAGUACCACUAAAGAAAUGUUUCUUCCUUACCAAAAUUCGACUUUCAAGAACCUGAAUAUGAAGGAUAUUCUUUCACGUUCAUCUGAAAGUACUUCUUCCGUCUCAAAUUAUCUGUUGUGACUCUUUUCCACGCCCCUUAAGAACAUUAAUUAGGAGGGGUCUUUUACACGCCCCUUAACAACAACAUACCAAUAUAAUCUCACAAGUGGGGUAGGGUAGAGUGUACAUUGACCUUACCCCUACCUUGGGAGGUAGAGAGGUAGUUUCGGAUAGACCCUCGACUCAGGAUAAACCAAAAAUAUAGUAGUUUAAAAAGGAAAAAGGAACAGUAACUACAACAAAAUAGUAGGUUAAGCGAAUAACAAGAGACAUUAGAUAAUAACAGAAAACAAAGGAUAAGAAACUACAUGAGAAAUACUACGACUACUGUUAAGGAAGGAAAAGCGAGACAACGCUCUACUAUCGACUAACCUUCUACCCUAAUCCUUGUCCUCCAGAACCUCUUAUCUAAGGUCAUGUCCUCGGUAAACUGUAAUUGCGCCAUGUCCUACCUAAUCACCUUUCCCCAAUAGUUUUUUUGUCAAUCUCUAUCUCUCCCCUUAAGAAACAUUAAUUAGGAGGGGCGUUUGACUAUUUUACCCUUAUUUAUGUCUUAAGAUAUAAUAUUUUCAAUAGUACCAGUUUUUUAAAAAAAAGAUAUAAUAUUUCUUCACUUAUUUACUUUAUUUAUGUGCCAUCUCCAUCAAUUGAGGAAUUUGUAGUCUUCAAGACAAUAACUACUUAGGGUAAAAUGGGGAAAAAUAAUAAUAUUUUUUCUUGAACUUCUAAAAUGAAAAAUAAUUUGAGACAACUAUUUUUAGAAAUCAUGACAGACAAUUUGAGACAGAGGGAGUAAUCUUCAGUAUGUUUGUGGUUUCCAAUGAUAAUAAAUGUUGACCUAAUAGACUCAUUAUUCAUCAUUUUGAGCUUGCGUUUUUCUCAUUAAAUUUUGUGUAACUCGUCAAAUGAUUAUUUUAAUAAUAUCUAUAUCAUCUUAAAUCGGUUUUACUCUUCAAAAUGAGAUACGUGUGCAACACGUGUCUAAACACUAGUUAUUGAAAAAGUGCAUGUUAUAAUCCAUAUUAAUUGAGGGCUAUUUGUGACAUUUUAAUAUACAUGCAAUGAUCCAAUUUAUUUUUCUCUGUUGAUUUAAGAUCAAGGGGGUUCCCUUUCAAAAGGGGAAGGGGGUAUUAUUUUUCAAACCCAAAAAUUAUUUGAGGGGGUUAAGUAAAAUUUACUCUCAACUAAUUAGCUAUAGUAAAUUUAUAUGAUUUGAUGCGAACACCCUAUUCAGGUAAAUAUUUACCCUGUAGACAAUGUAUAACAAAACAGCAUCUUUCAAAGAAGGGAAGAUAUAACACAUAAAUACCGAAGUUAAUUUCUAACCUAUGAAAAUAUAGAAUGUGAAUAUUUCCUUUAACUGUUUAAUCAUUACUUCAAUGUUUUCUUGUAAUAUACUGCUUAUAUAUAAGGCAAAGUUUAACUCUUACGCAAUCAAAGAUCGGCACAUUAAAUGAUUUUAUGAAACCAGACAGUGUUGGCUAGUUAAUUAACGGUUCUAUUAAUUUGUCCAACGCUUAACCCUAACGCCACAAUUUAUAUAAAUAACAUUAUGAGUGUUGGAAAACGCACACCAAAAAUUCCCCUUUAAGUUAGGGUUUAUUGUAUGCAUUAAAUUAAUGUGAUAUUAGGUUGUGGAAAUAGGUUAUUCAUCUGCUUCGUAGCGAUAGAGGAGGAGAAGAGGCGCUUCUGGGAGGAUUUGGAUGAAGUGGUAGGAGGUAUACCACCCACCGAGAAGUUAUUCAUAAGGGGAGAUUUCAAUGGACACAUCGGCUCAACCUCGGGGGGUUAUGAUGAUGAGCACGGAGGUUUCGGCCUCAGAGUCAGGAAUGGAGGAGGAGUCUCACUUCUGGAUUUCGCUAAAGCCUUUGGAUUGAUAGUAGCCAACUCGUAUUUCCCGAAGAGGGAGCAGCACUUGGUAACCUUUCGUAGUUCGACGGCUGCGACGCAGAUAGACUUUUUGCUCCUUAGAAAAGAGGAUAAAGGUCUUUGUAAAGACUGUAAGAUCAUUCCGGGUGAGAACCUUACGACCCAACAUAAACUUUUGGUGAUGGAUUUGGGGAUUACAAGGAAGAAGAGGAAGAGGGUCGCGGAUGACCUGCCAAGGAUCAGGUGGGGGAGUCUGACUUUGUCGAGUGCCCAGGAGAUGAGGAGAAGUUGAUGUCUAUGGGGGCUUGGGAGAGUAGGGGGGACGCGAGCAGUAUGUGGGAUAGGACGGCGAGCUGCAUUAGGGAAACAACUAGAGAUGUCCUGGGAGUCUCGAGAGGUCGCCGUGGUAGGCAACGUGGGGACUGGUGGUGGAAUGGAGAAGUCCAGGGAAAGGUGGAAGCAAAGAAAGUGGCGUACGCGAGGUUGGUAGACAACAAAGAUGAGGGGGAGAAGCGGACGAAUAGGGAAACGUAUAAGAUUGCGAGAAAGGAAGCAAAGUUGGCAGUUUCGGCGGCAAAAAACGGCAGCUUUCGAACGUCUAUAUGCAGAACUAGAGGACAAAGGCGGGGAUAAGAAGUUGUUCAGGCUAGCCAAGGUGAGGGAGAGAAAGGCACGGGACUUGGAUCGAGUAAAGUGCGUCAAGGACGAGGAUGGAAAAGUAUUGGUAGAGGAAACUCUUAUUAGACGGAGAUGGCAGUCAUACUUCCAUAAACUCUUGAACGAGGAAGGUGUGAGAGACAUUGUGAUGGGAGAUUUGGAGUACUCUGAGAGGCGCCGCGACUUUGGGUAUUGUAGGAGUAUAAAGGUGGAGGAGGUUAAGGGUGCUGUUCGCAGGAUACGCAGGGGAAGAGCUACCGGUCCUGACGAGAUCCCUGGGGAGUUUUGGAAGAGUGCUGGCAGGGCAGGUUUGGAGUGGUUGACUGGAUUGUUUAAUGUUAUUUUUAAGACGGCGAAGAUGCCUGAGGAAUGGAGGUGGAGUAUGAUGGUCCCUUUGUAUAAGAACAAAGGUGAUAUUCAAAGUUGCAACAACUAUAGAGGGAUCAAGCUGAUAAGCCACACUAUGAAGGUGUGGGAAAGGGUGGUGGAGAUGAGGGUGAGAAGAGGCGUGCCCAUUUUAGAGAACCGGUUCGGAUUCAUGCCGGGGCGCUCGACUACAGAAGCCAUCCAUCUUGUGAGGAGACUGGUGGAGCAGUAUAGGGAGAGGAAGAAGGACCUGCACAUGGUUUUCAUCGACCUAGAAAAGGCUUACGACAAAGUGCCAAGAUAGGUUUUAUGGAGAUGCUUGGAGGCCAAAGGUGUACCUGUAGCGUACACUAGGGCGAUCAAGGACAUGUAUGAGGGAGCCAAGACCAGGGUAAGGACAGUGGGAGGAGACUCGGAGUACUUCCCAGUGGAGAUGGGGUUGCACCAAGGAUCAGCUCUUAGCCCAUUUUUAUUUGCUCUAGUGAUGGAUUGUCUGAUGCGGCGAAUUCAAGGUGAGGUGCCAUGGUGUAUGUUAUUUGCGGAUGAUAUAGUCUUGAUCGACGAGACACGCAGCGGAGUGAACGCUAAGCUGGAGGUCUGGAGACAAACUCUGGAGUCUAAAGGGUUCAAGUUGAGUAGGACCAAGACAGAGUACAUGGAAUGCAAGUUCAGUGACGUGACACAUGAGUCUGGCGUGGAAGUGAGGCUUGGUACCCAGGUCAUCCCAAAGAAAAGAAGUUUCAAAUAUCUCGGGUCUAUUAUACAAGAAAAUGGGGAUAUUGAAGAUGAUGUCUCACAUCGUAUUGGCGCAGGGUGGAUGAAAUGGAGGCUUGCUUCAGGAGUGCUGUGUGAUAAGAAGGUGCCACUAAAACUUAAAGGCAGGUUCUACAAAGUGGUUGUGAGACCGACCUUGUUGUACGGGGCAGAGUGUUGGGCAGUUAAGAGCUCUCAUGUCCAAAAGAUGAAAGUUGCGGAAAUGAGAAUGCUGCGAUGGAUGUGUGGGCACACCAGCCGAGAUAGGAUUAGGAAUGAAGAUAUCCAGGAUAAGGUUGGAGUAGCAUCAGUGGAGGGCAAGAUGAGGGAAGCGAGACUGAGAUGGUUUGGGCAUGUGAGGAGGAGAGGCAGAGACGCUCCAGUGCGGAGGUGUGAGAGGUUAGCUAUGGAUGGUUUCAGAAGAGGUCGGGGUAGGCCGAAAAAGUAUUGGGGAGAGGUGCUGAGACAGGACAUGGCGCAGGUUCAGCUUACCCAGGACAUGACCCUAGAUAGGAGGUUUUGGAGGACUCAGAUUAGGGUAGAAGGCUAGUAGGUAGUCGUUGUUUCGAUCUAUAGUCUAUUGCCCUUUGUUUCUUGCUACUAUAUGUGGUUUCUUGUACUUCGAUUAUCUUAUUUAUCUGUGGUAGCUAUUGUUCCUUUUUUUUCAGACUGCUUUAUUCUGACUUAUUCGCUUUCUUUAGUUUCAUUUGCAUUCUGCUUUGAACUGCUUGUGCUUAUCUAACCUUUCUCGUUGUGAUUUCUCUUGAGCCGAGGGUCUUUCGGAAACGGCCUCCCUGUCUUUCGAGAUAGGGGUAUGGUCUGCGUACACUUUACCCUCCCCAGACCUCACAUUGUGGGAUUUCACUGGGUAUGUUGUUGAGAUUAGCCUACAAACAGUCUCAUUGAUGCCUGUGUUUGUAGUGUGUAUCAUUAUUUUGGUUGUUUCACUCAAACUAUAUACUUCUAGUUUCCUAAAUUUUGCUUCCUGUACCUG